Schistocerca cancellata (South American locust) is the source of this 2522-nucleotide messenger RNA. RefSeq names its product DNA fragmentation factor subunit beta (gene Drep4). Gene Ontology annotation, biological process: apoptotic process; apoptotic DNA fragmentation. The transcript is spliced from 7 exons. Gene Ontology annotation, cellular component: nucleus; cytoplasm. Lineage: Eukaryota; Metazoa; Arthropoda; Insecta; Orthoptera; Acrididae. The record is from RefSeq and is a predicted model, not a curated record. The coding region runs from base 563 to 1606 and encodes 347 amino acids. Gene Ontology annotation, molecular function: DNA endonuclease activity.
GUGUACACUUCCCCGUAAUCUGUGCAAACUGCAAAGGAGCAUCUGCGAUGUUUGGAAAUGAAAAAUAAAACAAAAUUGUUGCGACCGCACGUUUUCAAUUUUGACGCUAAUAGUGAUGAGAGAUAAUAUAGAUGUCAUAAAAAAUGCCGUAGAAGCUAGAAACUUGCAUGAGGACAUAAGGUUAACAAAGCUUUGUUUGGUGAGAAAGCUGUAGUCGUGAUAAGCUAGUAUUAGCGACGUUAGGUACGAUGCAGUGUCAAAUAUAAUGCGUUAUUGACACGCAAAAUUUUCCAAUAGUUUCUGUAGGUAAUGUAGCGUGAACAGACAGUGAUAUGGAGAUCAUGUUCCUCAAUACUGAGAUGAAUGUUACUGAAACAGUAGGUUAUGUAAAACUGUUUUGAUGUAUUUAGCAUCAUAUAAUGAUGCCCUGAAAAGAAUAUAAGUGAGACAGUGUUAUGAAGAUAAAGUUUUGGUACUUUUAGCUGACGUUGGCCAAGUCUGUGUGCUACAAUACGCCGUUAUUCAAUGUUUUACAAGAGACGCUGGACAUCUCUUCAGCAGAAUGAAGGGUUUCAAAGUAUCUGAUGCUAAACGUACCAGGAGAGUGGGUGUUGCUUGCUGCUCUUUAGACGAGCUGAAGAAGAAAGGUCGGCUGAAGUUAAACAUUGAUGAGGAUGUGACAGUCCAGCUAGAAGAUGGUACAAUUGUUGAUGAUGAAGACUUCUUUCAGACUGUUAAGGAGCAGUCACUUCUUAUUUUACUUAAAGACGGAGAAGAUGCCAUCACAGGGGCAGAGCUACUGUACAGUGCAUUGAAGAUGGUAAAUAUUGAGUUAUUACAAGUAGGUGACUUAGCAGAGCAGUUCUUGUCAGAAAACCUUAAGGAAAAAAUGCAUGUCCUGACAUCAGCUGUUGAAAAAGCCAGAAAAAUGCAGACCGCAAAAGAACGAAAGGAGAAAGUGGUGAAAAGUCAUCGAAAAGAUGACCCUGAUUGGUUCGUAGGUAUCGAUACAAAUGCUGAUACAAAAGAGAAGUUCUUAUUUCAGCGUUCUCAGGAUCGAAUUAGAGGUUACUUUUACAAAACUCAGACUGCAAUUCAGAAAUCUGAAAUUUAUAAAAGAAAUAAAGUAGCACGGUCAAAAUUAAUUGAUGCUUGUACAAGUCUUACAAAUUACUUGAAGCAAAGACAGUACUUUGGAGUCUACUUUGAUAGAACUGCUGAAUCAACUCGUCUCUGUACAACAUUUGGUGACUUCCAAUGUCAAGGGUUGUUUUAUUCACCGUGUUGCUCCUACAGUCAUGUUAUUAACCCUUAUGAGAGCAGAGAAGCAAGAAUUAUGUUUUCAACAUGGAAUCUUGAUCACAGAAUUGAACGCAGCCGAGAGAUUGUGCCUGGAAUGUUAAAGGCAGCAAAGAUAGCAGCCCGAGAAGGAUACAUGAUAAAUUCAGAAUCUAUUGCAGUAUUCCAGUUAAAAAAAAAAAAUGCUAUUACAUCCUGUUCAUGGAUCGAGGACAAACAACCGUUUUAUAUGAUUGCUCAAUUUUAUUCAACUCAGACGAUAAAACAUAUCAACAGGUCUCAAUGGUGGAGAAACAAAAAGAGGUAAAUGAAAUUGUAUGUAAAUCCGGAUUCAAGCCAUUCUUACUUGAAUCAAGCCGUAAGGAAUCUAAUAGUAACAUCACAACAACAUCUCUACAGACUUACGAAAAGUGGACAACAGGUCCCAAAAAAAAAUUUCCUUUGGUAAUUCAUACGUGUAGUAAAAAAUAAUUUGACUGUACCAAUUAAUAAAGUAAUAGAAAUUUUUAUGUGGAGAUCCGAUAUAUCACUUCAUACACUUAGUGAUAGAUUGUUAGCAAAUGUCAUUAAACAUAUUCAAAUUGAAACAAGUCAUUUGAGUGUACUUCAACUUUAUGAAUAUAUAUGUAAAGCUGAUUGUGUUUAUUUUGAAUCUUAUGUUUCUAAUUUUAAUGAUUAUUAUUAUUAUGAAAAUAUUAGUGGAAAAAUUGUAAAAGAUCUGUUGUGAUAUCAAUUUCAAGAUGAUGAAGAAGUUAUAAGACAUUUUAUCAUUACAUUAUUUCAUAUACUUAAUAGAAGAAAUGGAAAAAGGAAUUGUUUAAAUUUAAUAGCAGAACCAACUUCAUUUAAAUUCACAUUUGUUCAAAUGGUUGCAUCAGCAAUGUUAAAUACUGGUUGGUGUAAUAAAAAUAAUAAAUAUGUAUUAUUUGGAUUACAAGAAUGUGCUAGAAAAUGACUAAUUGUCAUGGAUGAUCCAAAUUAUGACCCUGGAUGUUUUGAACAAUUAAAAAUAAUAUUUUCUGGUAAUCCUACCAACAUACCUAUUAAGUUUGAAGGAGAUUAUACACUAGCUAAAACUCCAGUUAUUGUAUGUUCAAAUUGUGAUUAUUUUAAAGGUGAGGUAUGGGAUGAAAGGAUUGUAUAAUAAUAUUGGAAAUCAUGAAAUACAAGAAUUGUCAAAGAAUUAAAUCCUUAUACAUUGUAUAAUUUGUUUAUUGAAUAUG